AUGUUCAAUAAACAAUCGUUCAAUGUUACUGCCGUCUCCACAGAGCUGCCUGUGCAGAUAGUGAAGCCUCUGAGAGUGAAGAUUGCUAUGUACAAACACAAAGGCCUGCUGGAGUGCCAAGUGUCGCGGGCCAACGCCCAGGUCAGGUGGUUCAAGAACAGGAAUGAGAUCCAGCCCAGCCAGAAGCACCAGAUCGUCAGCGAUGACAUCUACAGGCAGCUCCACAUCCACGACGUGGCCUCAUCUGAUGAGGACACCUACACCUGUGAUGCUGGUGAUGACAAGACAUCCUGUCAGCUGUUAGUGGAGGAGCAGUCUAUCAGCAUAGUGCGGGGACUGAGGUCCCUGGAGGUGACGGAGCCCAGGGAGGCCCUGUUCCAGGUGGAGAUCAGCCUGCGGGCGGGGAGACCCCCCAAGUGGACCCUGGAUGGAGAGGUCCUGAUGGAGGGGCCUAAAGUGAGCAUAGACCGGGAAGGGACCAUGCACACCCUCUGCUUCAGCAGCACAGACAGCUCUAUGACCGGCCCCGUGCAGUUCAACGCCGGGAAGAGCCGCUCUGCCGCACAGCUCACUGUGAAGGAGCGCCCUCUAAAGGUGGUCCAGCCCAUGCCAGACGUGGAGGCUAAAGAGAACAGCUCGGUCACACUGAGCUGUCAAUUUGCCCCCUCCCCCAGGGUGGUACGCUGGUACAGGGGCCGCACCGCCCUGCAAACGUCCAGCAAGUACAGCAUGAAGACGGAGAAGAGCCAGGCAGUGCUGACCAUCCAGGGUCUCAAAGAGACCGACACCGGCCAGUACAGCUGCAUGGCCGGAGGGUCAAAGAGCACGGCUAAGGUCACUGUGGAGGUGCGAAGCCUUAAGAUCAUAAGGCAUCUGGAGCACGUAGAAGUGGAGGAGGAUAGCAACGCCACAUUCACCUGUGAGCUCAACUAUGUGGUCGCCAAUGUGCAGUGGCUCCUGAACAACAACCGUCUUAACGCCAACUCCGUCACCAGGAUCCAAAACAUGGGCACCAUCCACAGCCUCACCAUCAAAAUGCUCCGCCCCCAGGAUAGCAGAGUCACGUUCCAAGCCGGCCUGGUCACCGAGUCCACCUUCCUCAAGGUCAAAGAAAAGCCAGCGGUGUUCCUGAGGUCUCUAGAAGACAUGUCAGGGGAGGAGGAGGGGAAGGUGUGUCUGCAGUGCGAGACCUCUAAGGAAAUGGUCACCCCCAUCUGGAGGAAGGAUGGUACGGUCCUGGCCAGCAGUGACAAACAUGAGCUGCUCAAGUUUGGGAAGUCCUUAGCGCUCAUCAUCCACAGUCUGAGUAAGGAUGAUGCAGGCCACUAUAGCUGUGACCUGGGCACCAGCCAGACCAAGGCCAAGGUCACUGUACAUGACCUUCACAUCACCAUUGCCCAGCGUAUGAAGACGGCCUCUGUUCUGGAGGGCGAGAGCUGCAGUUUCGAGUGCGUCCUCUCUCAUGAUGUCAUCGACGAGUCCUCCUGGACCCUGAACGGUCAACUUGUGGUCAGCAACAGCCGCAUCCAGAGCGUAAACAAGGGCCGCAAGUACAAGAUGACAAUCAGAGAUGCAACCUUGACUGACGCCGGGGAUGUUGUCUUCUUCAUCAAAGACCUCAGCUGCAGGACCAUGCUAUUUGUCAAAGAGAAGCCAGUGCAUGUGUUCAGAGACAUGACAAACGUCAAAGCCACCCCAGGGGAGGAUGCUGAGCUGAGCUGUGAGAUCACCAAGCCUGAGGCCUUCAUCCGCUGGCUGAAGAACGGCCAUCAGAUCAGGCACAGCCCCCCCAAGUACGAGAUCAGUGUGGAGGACCACCUGGUACGGCUGGUGAUCACUAACACCUGCAUCAGAGACUCUGGAGAGUACUGCUGUGAGGCUGACGGCAUUGCCACCCGGGCCAAGCUGGAGGUCAGAGAGCUGCAGCACAUGUUUGCACGUGAGCUGCGGGAGGCACGGGCUGAGGAGAAGAGCAAGGUGACACUGGAGUGCGAGACGAGGUUGCCGGCCAAGAGGGUGACCUGGUUGAAGGGCAUGGCGGAGCUCCGGGCGGGCAAGAAGUAUGUGAUGAAGCAGAAGGGCGUGGCCCUCUCCCUCACAAUCAGCUGCCUGGACAAGAGUGACACGGACGUGUACAUCUGCGACGUUGGCACCAUGCAGAGCCGGGCGCUACUGACCGUAUAUGGUCAGAAGGUGUUGAUCUUGGAUGAGUUGGAGGACGUUGAGUGUCUGGAGAAUGACACGGUGAUGUUCAGGUGCCGUAUCUGUCCCAGCGACUAUGUUGGGGUCAAGUGGUACCUGGAUGAGACCUUACUGUACAUCAACAAGCUGAAUGAUAUCCAGGUGGUUCCGGGGGGAUACCACAGUUUAACCUUCAAACAGUUGGCCCAUAAAGACUCGGGGACCAUCUCCUUCGAGGCAGGCGACAAGAGGUCCUACGCCUCAUUGCUUGUUAGAGAGAGACGUCCCACCAUUACCAAAGCACUGGAGGACUGUGAGGCCAUUGAGGGAGGUGGUUUGGUGCUGGUGUGUAUCACCUCUAAGCCAUGCCACAUUCUGUGGUACAAAGAUGGCUGCCUAAUGUGGAGCUCCUCAAGGUACUACGUCAGUCGCUCAGGUAAUGAGGCCAGGCUGACCAUCAGGGAGGUCAGUAACAGCGAUGCUGGGGAGUACGAGUGCAGCGCUGGAUCGGUCAGCACCAAGGCCGUCGUCACUGUGAAAGCCAUCCCAGCUGAGUUCACCCAGCAGCUGCAGAGCAUGGAGGUGAAGGAGGGGGAGGAUGUAACCCUGUCCUGUCAGUUCUCCUUGCCGGGGGUUGCGUUCCACUGGAGGAGGGGCUUGGAGAACCUCAGGGCUGGAGAGAGGUACCUGAUAAAGCAGAAGAAGUCCCUCAUCUCUCUGACCAUCACCGGCCCGAAACCAGAAGACUCAGGAGACUACACUUGUCAGUGUCGAGACCACAGAACCACAGCCACCCUCACAGUCCACGCUAUCCCCAUAUCCUUCAAACAACAGUUGAAGAAUGUUCAGGCUGAGGAGGGCAAUAGUUUCACACUGCGCUGUGAGCUCUCCAAACCAGGAGUCCCUGUAGAGUGGAAGAAAGGAGAGGAGCUGGUGAGGCAUGGAAGGAAGUUUCAGAUAAGGAAGAGGGAGACCAUAUCGGAGCUUCAGAUAUGGAAAGCUGUGCCAGAAGACAGUGGAGUCUACAGCUGCCAGUGUGCAGACCAAAAGACCACGGCCACCGUCAAAAUCAGCGCCCUGCCCAUUACCUUCAAAAAAAAGCUGAGGAACGCACAGGUUGAGGAGGGGAACAAUUUGGUGUUACACUGUGAGCUCUCUAAACCAGGAGUCCCUGUAGAAUGGAUGAUGGGAGGAGAGGAGCUGCUGAACAACGGAGAGAAGUUUCAGAUAAAGCAGAGAGAGUUGGUGAAUGAACUGAAGAUUCUGGAUGCGAAACCUGAAGACAGCAAUAUCUACACCUGCGUUUGUGGCAAUGUGGAGACCACAGCCGGUGUUACUGUCACGGCAAUUCCAAUCACUUUCAAGCAAAAGCUGAGGAAUCUGCAGACUGAGGAAGGGAUCACCAUCAGCCUGCACUGUGAGCUGUCUAAAUCAGGGGUCCCUGUGGAGUGGAGGCUGGGAGGACAGAUGAUACUGCAAAAUGGAGACAAGUAUCAGAUGAAGCAGAGAGGUUUGGCACUGGAGCUCAUCAUCAGGGAGGCUCUGCCUGAGGACAGUGGAGUCUACAGCUGUGUGUGUCGAGAUCAGAAGACAAAGGCCACAGUCAAAGUCCUUGCUGUUCCCGCCACCUUCAGAGUGGGUUUGAAGAACCAGGAUGCCCCAGAGAAGGGCAACGUGACCCUGCGCUGUGAGCUGUCUAAGUCUGGCGUCCCGGUGGAGUGGUGGAGGGGGGAGACAGAACUGUCCCAGGACCUGUCAGGGGGAAAGUACCAGAUCAAACUGGAGGGGAGGAUCGCUGAGAUGACCAUUACCAACGUGCAACCGGAGGACAUAGGAAAAUACAGCUGUGUCACUGGAGACCAGAAGACCACCGCUGUAGUUAAAGUGCAAGCUCUCCCUGUGACGUUCAAGCGCCAGCUCCAGAACGCGAUGAUCAAAGAGGGGGACAGUGGGGAGUUCUGGUGUGAGCUCUCCAAGCCUGGAGCCCCAGUGGACUGGAGGAAGGGGAGAGUCAUCCUGAAGUCUGGAGACAAAUAUGAGAUGAAGCAGGAGGGACGCAUCACUAAACUGCUCAUCCAUAACGUGGAGGAGAGUGACGCUGGGAAAUACACCUGCAAGACUAAAGACACCCAGUCAACUGCUGAGCUGACCGUGAUGGGCCUACCCCCCACUUUCAAAGAACAGCUGAGGAACAUGGCAGUUGAGGAGGGUAAGACUGUGACACUACGCUGUGAGCUGUCUAAACCUGCAGCGUCAGUUGUGUGGAAGAGGGGAGCAGAGCUGUUGAAGAAUGUAGACAAGUGCCAGAUAAGGAAAAAAGAUUUACUGGUGGAAUUGAAGAUUAUCGAUGCGAAUCUGGAAGACAGUGGGGUUUACACCUGUAUUUGUGGUGAACAAAAGACUACAGCCACUGUUACAAUAAAUGUUCGACCCGUCACAUUUAUAGAGGAACUGAGAAACGUUCAGGUUGAGGAGGGCAACAAUGUGACAUUGCGCUGCGAGCUCUCUAAACCAGGGAUGUUGGUAGAAUGGAUGAGAGGAACAGAUCUGCUGCAGAACGGAGAGAAGUACCAGAUGAAGCAGAAAGAUGCAACGUUGGAGCUGAUCAUCAGGAACACCUUACCUGAAGACAGUGGAGUCUACAGCUGCUUGGUGGAAGACCAGAAAACGUUUGCCACCAUCAGUAUCACUGCCGUCCCAGUCACUUUCAAGCAGAAACUAAAGAACCAAGAGGCUCCGGAGGAGGGUAACGUGACGUUGCGCUGCGAGCUGUCUAAAUCAGGAGUCUCUGUGGAAUGGCUGAAGGGAGAGGAGCUGCUGAGGGAAGGGAAGAGGUACCAGAUGAAACAGGAGGGGAGGACUGCUGAGAUGGUCAUCUGGAACGUGGUGCUGCAGGACGCUGGGGAGUAUAGCUGUGUCACCGCCUGCAAUGUCAGGACAGCAGCUGACAUCAAAGUUAGGGCCCUCCCUGUAACAUUCACACAAGAGGUCCAGAACGCGAUGAUCAAAGAGGGGGACCGUGGGGAGUUCUGGUGUGAGCUCUCCAAGCCUGGAGCCCCAGUGGACUGGAGGAAGGGGAGAGUCAUCCUGAAGUCUGGAGACAAAUAUGAGAUGAAGCAGGAGGGACGCAUCACUAAACUGCUCAUCCAUAACGUGGAGGAGAGUGACGCUGGGAAAUACACCUGCAAGACUAAAGACACCCAGUCAACUGCUGAGCUGACCGUGAUGGCUCCUCCCAUCACGUUCAAGGUGAAGUUGAAGAACCAGGAAGUCGAGGAGGAGAACAGUGUGACGUUGUUCUGCGAGCUCUCUAAACCAGGACUGCCCGCAGAGUGGAGGAAGGGUGAGGAGCUGCUGAAGAAUGGAUUGAGGUACCAGAUAAGGAAGAGAGAGGCAACGAUGGAACUGACCAUCAGGAAAGCAGUGCUCGAGGACACCGGAUUCUACAGUUGUGUUUACGCAGAAGCCAAAACCUCGGCCACUGUCAACAUCACUGCCAUACCUGUCACCUUCAAAAUGGGCCUGAAGAACCAGGAGGCCCCAGAGGGGGGCAUCGUGAACCUGCGCUGUGAGCUGUCUAAAGCUGGAGUCCCGGUGGAGUGGUGGAAAGGCAAGGAGGAGGUGAGCCCUGGAGGAAGGUACCAGAUGAAGCUGGAGGGAAAGGUAGCAGAGAUGCACAUCAAGAACAUCCAACCGGAGGACGUGGGGGAGUACAGCUGUAUAUUCGGAGAUCAGAAGACCACUGCUGAAGUCAACGUGAGAGCUGCUGCAUCAGUCUUCUUUGAGAAGGAGCUAGAGAGCAAGGUGGCGUUGGAGGGGACGUCAGUGGUCCUCUCCUGUGAGGUCUCCAGCGUUACGGUCCCCGUCACCUGGAGGAAGGACUCCUGCCUGGUCACAGACGGGGAGAGGUUCACGUUGAAGAAGAAAGGCCCUGUUCACACCCUGGAGAUCCGGAAGUUGAGUCUGGAGGACGCCGGGGAGUACAGCUGCAUCACCAGGGGAAAGAAGACCACAGCCAUGCUAGUUGUGAAAGAGCGUGUGGUGAUCUUAUCAGGACUGAAGGACAUGAAGAUCAUGGCCGGGCAGGACGCAGUGUUUGUGUGCGAGCUGUCACACAAGGAGGUAAGCGAGUGCGAGUGGUGGCUGGGCUCCAGCCUCCUGCAGAAGAAUGAAAUGAACCAGAUGAGCUGCUUGGGCCACCAGCACCGCCUGGUCCUGACCAUGACCACGCCAGAGGAGACCGGGACCGUGGCCUUUGUGGUCGGGGAGGAAAAGACCUCCGCCCAAUUGUUGGUGCUCCCCAAACCCAAAGUACUCAUUGAGAAGAAGCCUGGGGACAUCGUCAUCAUGGAAGGGGAGAUGGCCACUUUAUCCUGUACGACCUCUGACCUCUUUAGCCCUGUCACAUGGAGGAGGAACAGGAUGCCCCUCCUGAACGGAGAUAAGUAUGAGACUCGAAAGGAGGGCAAGCUCAACCUGCUGCUCAUCCAUGACACGGAACCAGGAGACUCUGGGAUAUACUCCUGUGACACUGGGGACAUGCAGAGCAGCGCCAAUCUGACUGUCAAUGAGCUGACUCCAUACUUUGAGGAUGAGCUGCAGACUGUGGAGGCUGAGGAAGGGGGCACUGCCUUCCUAUCCUGUGAGUUGUCUAAGCCUGCGGUCCCAGUCCAGUGGAGGAAGGGCCGGCUACCUCUCAGGCCAAACAGGAAGUACAAGAUGAGGCAGGACGGCUGUGUGUUUCAGCUACACAUCCUGGAGCUGAAGAAGGAAGACAGUGGCAGCUACACGUGCCAGGCAGGUGGUGUGGAGACCACCGCCUCUGUGACAGUAAAGCCUCCCUCAGACAAGACAGAUCCUCCCAAGACAAUUCCUCCCACAAAGGCUGCCUCUUCCACUACUCCACCAGAAGAGGCCCAAACUGGCCCUCCAGAGCCAAGGAAACGGGGCAUGACCCGGUCAUCCAUUGUGGAGUCAGAGGAAGAUCUGGAGCUUGAGGAAAAAGAGACCGUUGUAAACCCACAUAAGAAACAGUCAUUAAGGUCUAUGGGUAAGGAGACUAAGGUAGACCAGCAGGAGAAACAGAAAGUUAAACAGCCAGUAGGUAUGGUGAAGGAUACCAUAGCAGAAAAGACCCAGAAACAGCUAGUACCACCACUGAGGUCUAAAGGGAAGGAUUCACAGAUGGACCAGAGGGAGAAAAAGCCAGUGAAACAGCCAGUCAGAGCUAUAGUGACAGACACAGAGGAGAAAAAGACUGAAAUAGACCCAAAGGAGAAAAAGAUAUUGAAAGAGAUUGGGGUAGACGAGGUAAGAGUCAACCAGAAGACCAACAAGCCUGUAGUUGCUGUAGCUGGGGUUCCCAAGGGGCUCCCGAUGACUAAGCAAGUAGACAAGACUGAACCUGACAUGGAAAUCAGUGUAGAGGACGAACCUGAGAUGCUGGAUGCCGCCAUCAAGAUCCAGGCAGCUUUCAAGGGAUACAAGACCCGCAAAGACAUGCGGCCAAUCUUCAAGCAGGUGUUCAAGAACCAGAACGUUGAGACCAACGGUACCAUCCAACUAGCGUGCGUGGUGGAAGGGAAGUCCAACGUAGUACGCUGGCUGAAGAAUGGCCAGCAGAUCAUAGGAGACCAACGCCACCGCAUGAACACCUCUGAGGAUGGCGUCUGCACACUGGUGAUCAUCAACAUGUCAGCCAUAGACACUGGGGUCUAUACAUGUGAGGUGGUCAACAAGUUUGGUGUGACCUCAUAUAAUGGCAACAUUACUGUGGGUCAACCUCAAAACCUUCCACCCUCCACCCAGAGGCCUGCAGCCCCAGCACAGCCCUCCACCCAGAGGCCUGCAGCCCGAGCACAGCCCUCCACCCCUUCUGUGCACCCAGUCCUGGCCUCUGUUGGCCCUCUCCAGCAAGCCCAGACCUCCACCUCUGGGAAGGAGACUAUGGAUUCUGUGGAGAGUGAGGAGAUCUCCCUGUGGCAGGCCUACAACCUUACCGAGGAGGAUCCCCGCAAUACCCUGCAGGAGAGGAGGAGAGCCUCACUCAUCUCCGCCAGCUCUAUGUCUAGUCCCUCAGACUACGACACAGCUCCAGAUUUCAUAGAGCCUGUUGACAUCAUCCCCAAAGAUCCCUGCAGGCAACAGGAAGAGGACCAGUUACCCCAUAAGGAUAAAGAACAGAAAGUCACCCCUCAACCACCAAAGAGGCAUUUGAAGGUCAAAGCUACUGAUGCCAAGCUGAGGACUCUGUCCCCGAAACACCACUGUGCCCACACGCCUGCUGCUCUAACAGGUUCUGGCUCAGAGUCAGAUGGUGACGAGGACAGAAGAGAGACUUUUGAUGUCUAUGUGGCCAGAGCUAACUGCAACUCUCAACAAGGUGGCUACAAGGAGAGCUUUGUGUUGAAGGAGGGACAGUAUGUGGAGGUCUUGGACUCUGUCCACCCUGAGAAGUGGCUGGUCCGUACCAAACCCUCCAAAAACAGCCCCUCACGCCAAGGAUGGGUCUCCCCUGCAUACCUGGAGAAGAAGAGAAAGGAAACAUUCCCACAAGUGAGGACACCACAACAAGAGAUGGAUGGAUCAGGUUCUACAGAGGAAGAGUACAGAAGAACAUUAAGCCAAUUGAUCCAGGGGCUGAUUGAUGGGGAGGAAGAGUUUGUGAAGGAGAUGAAGGACUUUACAUCCCACUACCUGCACCACUUAGACACUAGCCCUCAUGUCCCCAUCAACAUCAUCAACCAGAAAGAAACUAUCUUCCGCAAUAUCAAGGACAUCAUGGCUUUACACGAGAGGUCUAUUCUGCCCAGGCUGAGCGAGUGUUCUACUGAUGAUGACGUGGCCAUGCACCUGGUCAAACACGCAGAGGACUUUCAGAAGUAUCUGCAGUACAUGAUGGGCCAAACACAGGCAGAGGCCUGUGUCACUGACAAGACCAUCCAGCAGUACUUCAAGGCAUGCAAUCAGAUCAUUUACCAUAAGCCUGAGCACUCCGAAACUGCAGCGCUGGAUGUCAUCACCUUCUUACAGAGACCAGCGGAGAGGAUUCAGACCUACCAGGCCUUGCUCAAGGAGCUGAUCAAGAACAAGGCAAAGUGUGGGAAAAGCUGCUGUCUGCUGGAGGAUGCAUUCUCCAUGGUGUCCUGUCUGCCCUGGCGUUCUGACAACCUGCACCAGGUGUCUCUGAUUGAGAACUACCCUGCCCCACUCACUGCACUGGGAGAACCCGUCCGCCAGGGUCCCUUCACUGUGUGGGAGGAGUCUCCUGAGAUCAAGACGUCCUCCCGGGGGCACCAGAGGCAGGUGUUUCUCUUUAAGGACUGUGUCCUCCUUUGUAAGCUCAAGAGAGACCCCGGCAUGAACUCUGACACCUACGCCUUCAAGAACAAGAUGAAGCUGAAUGAUGUGAAGGUGAAGGAGAUGGUGGGGGGAGAUGAGAAGUCCUGGGAGCUGUGGCAUGAGCACCGCGGCUCAGUGAGGAGGUACACACUGCAGGGUCAUUCCACCUUGCUCAAGCUGUCCUGGCUCAAAGACCUGAGAGAGCUGCAGCAACGCUCCAGCCUGACUACUUCUAGUCCACCAGAGUUCAAAGUUCUCCUGGCUGACUGCACAACAAAGAUCGGGCAGACAAUCAAAUUGGCAUGCAAAGUCACAGGAACACCAAAACCAGUGGUCAGCUGGUUCAAAGAUGGCCUGGUCCUAGAGGACGGCCCUCACCACAUCAUCACUGCAGACCGGACAGGAACCUGCUGUCUCAUCCUGGACGGGGUCACUCCCAAGGACUCUGGACAGUACGUGUGCUAUGCCUCCAGCCCCGUGGGUCAUGCUAGCACACUGGCCAAGAUGGUGGUGGACGCACCCCCCAGGUUCAUUACUAGGCUGCAGAGUGCAUGUCUGAUGGAGGGAGAGGAAGUCCAGUUUACCUGCUCCACGCACAGCACACCUCUACCCCGAGUCAGGUGGUUUAAGGAUGCCAGAGAGCUGACAGACCAGAGGAAGUACCACAUAGAGAGUGACGCCCGCAGUGGGAUCCUCACUCUCACCAUAAUGAACCCUGGAGAGACAGACCUGGGAUGGUAUGAGUGUGAGCUGUUGAACCAGUUGGGUAGUGCCAAGAGUAAAGCAGAGCUGUGCGCCGCCUUCACACAAGUGAUUGACAGUGAGCCUGACCAACCACAGGUCCUCUUGACCAACGGUAGGAGAGUUCCACCCAAUCAAGGUAAAUGUCCACCUGGGAGUAAGGAAGCAGGUUUUGAGAAGAAGGCUUCUGUGAGUGAUGCAAUUGUGCUUCCUCCAGACUCAGAUGGCUGGUCCACUGCCAUGGUGAAGCAAUGGCUACAGACAGAUUUCAGCCCCACAUCUAUCGUCAAAAUGCUCUUCCAGCCUGGAUAUGCUAAGCCAGCUGAGGGUGGCCCAGAGGAAAGGGACCCCACCACCAGAGGCCACGUGGAGGUGCCCCAGUUCCCCAAUGAUCUUGAGGAAAGACCCGAGGUUGAGGAGGAACUUUAUCUCCCUGAGACCAUACAGGAAAUGCCAACAGCUCCUCCCUCCACUCAGGUGCCGGCAGAGGACCUAUGUGUGGAGUCUGGCCAAUCAGCUACCUUCACCAUCAUCAUCACAGGAAGGCCAACCCCCGAGAUUCAGUGGUACAAGGAUGGAGAGGAGCUGUUGGCCAAUGAGAAUGUGGAGGUGGUCCAGAAUGGUGCCCGCUGCUCUCUGACUGUGCUGUACCCGGAGAGCGAGGAUGGUGGCAUCUACACCUGCUGGGCCUAUAACGACUCCGGACACACAUCCUGUCAGGCUCAGCUCACAGUGGAGGAGGGUCCACUGGAGUCGCAGGAGAGGGAGGUGGAGCUUGGGAAGAGGAGGAAGCUGCUCUCUGUGUAUGACGUCCAUGAGGAGAUAGGGAGAGGCACAUAUGGGGUGGUGAAGCGGGUUACACACAAGAGGACUGGCGAGGGCUUUGCCGCCAAGUUCCUGCCCCUGAGGAGCAGUACGAGGACCAGGGCCUUCCAGGAGAGAGACCUGCUCUCCCGGUUGGCUCACCCCAGGGUGUCCUGUCUGCUAGACUUCUUCUCUACACGCAGGACCCUGGUCCUGGUCACUGAAGCCUGCUCUUCUUAUGGUCUUCUUGAUCAUCUGCUGUUGAAGGGAUCGGUCAGUGAGAUAGAGGUGCAGAUGUACGUUCAGCAAAUCCUGGAGGGAGUUGGUCACAUCCACAGCAUGAACAUUCUUCAUCUGGACAUCAAACCGGACAAUAUCCUGAUGGUGUUUCCACCCAGAGAGGAGAUCAAGAUCUGUGACUUUGGCUUCUGUCAAGAGAUGGACACUUCCAGACACCAGUAUAGCCAGUUUGGCACUCCAGAGUUUGUAGCACCUGAGAUCAUACAUCAAGACCCUGUCACUAUAGCAAGUGACAUCUGGUCCAUUGGUGUUGUGGCGUAUUUAUGUCUGAUGUGCCGCUGUCCGUUUGUGGGGGAGACGGACCGGGCCACUCUGCUGAGGGUGGGGGAGGGGACACUGAACUGGGACGCACCUGACCUCAUCUACAGGAGCACAGAGGCCCAGGACUUCCUCCGCAUGGUCCUGCAGCCAGACCCAGAAAAGCGACCAACUGCAUUUGAGUGUCUGGGACAUGAAUGGUUCCAGAGCGAGGAUGAAACUGAUGACAUCAACACAAGGGCUCUGAAAGUCUUUAUCUCAAGGAGGAAAUGGCAGCGUUCUCUGACCUGCCUGGGCUCUGUCCUCACCCUGAGGUCCAUCCCAGAGCUGCUCGAUGCCCCUCCUCGGGAGACCUCUGUCACAGCCCCGCGGGACCCCCACGAGUCCAGCAGCAGCUCAAUGAGCAGCGGCUCCUCCUCGGAGUACGACGAGGCCGACGCCUGGGACUUCUUCCACCACUGCACCACCACAGAGGAGGAUGAAGAUGAGGAGGAGGAGGAAGACUUCGAUCUCGUCAUGGAGAGAGCCAGGAUCCCUGAGCCCUUCGCCAAGCUUAAAUUGGACGAAAAGGAGGAGGAGAGGAUCAUGGAGAAAGAGGAGAUGGGAGGACAGAGGAUUGUGCUAGAAAGGAGCAUAAGCAGGCAGUCCGUAGGGUCCUCGGACACCUCCAGGCAGCCAACCCCCCAGAGGGAGAGGAGGGUCAGCCGAGACAGCAGCCCAUCCUUGUACUUCUCAGAGGGUGAUGACAGCUCUGUUUCCGGGAGUGAAGGAGGGCGCAUCGCCAGGAGCAGCCUGAUCCACAGCACCUUCUAUGACAGCUCCACGCAGCUCUCGCCCAUGUCCGCCCGCCACAUGACCCUCAGGGACAAGUUCCAGGCCAAAAAACAGGAGAGGGGCCGCAAACCGCACCGUAGCAGCCUCUCUAGCCGCCUUAACGAGCCGCUCAUUGAGUACAUGGAGGACGAGGGCGAUACCAAUCACGGGCAAAGGCGAGGGUCUUUGCAGUCGUCCAUGCUCAAGUCUUGCUCCUUCGACAGCGGGGUCGGCCUCUCGCACAAUGCACCCCCGCACAGGAGGAGCAGGUCGUUGGACGACUACUCCCGACACUCACCAGGAUCCGCCAAACGCAGAGAAGAGGAAGGUGCUUUGAGUCUUAAGGAGGAUUUCACUGAUGAAGAGGAGGAUAAGAGCUUAGUCGUUGCCCCUCCCCAGAUCAAAGGUAGAAGAGGUUCAGUGGCAGUGGCUCCUGCACAGCUUAUAUCCAAGCUUCAGAAACUGGGUGCAAAAUUUCCCCAUGCUGGUCAAGAAAAGAGCCCUAUGCCAGAGCAGGGGAGACCAGGGGAGGAGGAAGUGGAGAACCUGGCUGGCUCGCAGGGCUCCCUGGCUGAGUCCUUCAUCCUCGAGCAUGGCUCUGAGGCCUCCAGCAGGCUGGGCUCCUGUGAGGAUAUGUCCCACGGCCGCCCUUUUGCCACACAUAGAGGGAGAGCAGGGGAUGAGUAUGAUGACCAGGAGGAGCCCCUGAUCUCCCCGUCCCCCUGCUCCCUGCUCCAGGCUUCUGAGGUUGAGGAUGGUGAGCAGGAGCCCCAGCACCGGAGAGGCCAACUUCAGAUCCCACCGAGAAGGACAACACACCCCAACCAGAACCCAACAGACAGAAAUAUGGGUCCGGUAGAGAGGAAGGUCCUGCCAGUGAAACCCAGUCCUAGUCUGUCCAUCAAGGCCCCAGAGAGGCCCCCAAGGGCCAGAGACACAAAGGCACGACUCCAGAGGCAUGCGUCCACACCGGCCCUUGAGGCCAAACCGCCCACGGGGAAGUCUCCUAGGAUGUCACCCAAAGUUGGGUUAAUGAAUCUGUUCCGCAGGCAGUCCUGGGCAGGGCAUUCCUACUCCCAAUUGGAGGGCGCGGAGCAGGGACCCACACUAGGGGAAUUGGAGCCCCAAACCCCCACCAUGUCACUAAAGAAAAAGAUGAGGGCAUCAGCCUCUAGCCUCACCAAGCUGUUCACUAAAUCGUCCAGCAAGGAGGACUUAACGAAGGGAGGGCCGAUUGUAAAGGGUUCAUAUCCUGUUCCGCCUGAGCAAGAGGCAAGCCCUGGCUUGAGGAGCCCAAAAAAGAAAUCCAAGUUCUUCUCCUUCAAAAUACCUAAAAUACCUGCAUUCAAAAAGAACAAAGAAAUGCCUAUCCGCCCCACCAGGCCUGAUGUGCACCAGUUGGAGGCAGGUGGAUUUUUGCUGGUAUGGAGACCGAUGCAGUCCAGCGACCCAGUGGUUUACGGUGUUCAGUACAGCACAGAUGGUGUGGAGUGGAAGCUCUUGUCGGAGGAGGUGACAGACAGUUGCUACGUGGUGAAGGACUUACCCAGAGGAGCAGGAUACGUGUUCAGGGUUGGCUGCAUCAUCAAGACAGGCACAGGACCUUUUAGUGACCCUUCUCCACCUGUUGUUAUGGCAACCCAUCCUGAAGAGACCCACAUUCCCCUCAUCCAGACAGAGUCCCCAGGUUCAAAGGGCAGUAGGUCAGGAGGUCAACCUAGCCACAAGACCUACAGCUUCCUCUCGGAGAUCAACAGGGGCCGUUUCAGCGUGGUGACCCAGUGUCAGGACAGCCAGAGCCAGCAGCUGUUUGCUGCCAAGAUCACCCCCUGCAGGCCAGAGAAGAGACAGCUGGUGCUCAGAGAGUACCAGCUGCUGAAGAGGCUCAACCACCCCAACCUGGUGCAGCUGCACACAGCGUACAUAACCCCCUACUACCUGGUGCUCAUCCAAGAGCUGUGUGCCGGCAGAGAGCUGCUCUACAACCUGGCUGAGAGAGACCUGUAUUCUGAGCUCCAUGUAGCAGAGUUGCUGGCUCAGAUCCUGAGUGCCGUGGACUACCUGCACGGCCGCCGCGUUGUCCACUUGGACCUCAAGUCAGACAACAUGCUGGUGACGGACUGCAACAUGCUGAAGAUUGUAGACCUGGGCUCCGCUCAGUCCUUCACGCCCGGACAGACACUCAACAUAGAGCAUAUUCAGGGACAAGAGAAAGUUUACAUUGUCCUUCCUAAAGCUCCGGAAAUCCUUGACGGACAAGGAGUCGGACCUGAGACUGACAUCUGGGCUAUUGGGGUAUUAGCUUUUAUAAUGUUGAGUGCAGAUAGCCCGUUCCACUCAGACCUCAACUGGGAGAGGGACAGAAACAUCCGGAAGGGGAAGAUCCAGUUUGGCCGAUGCUACCCUGGCCUGUCAGAGGCAGCAAUCACCUUCAUGAAGAACACACUGAGCAACAAGGCCUGGGCCAGACCCUCAGCGGCUGAGUGCCUCCAGAUCCCGUGGGUACGGGGUGAGUGGGCCACCUCCAAACACAGAGACUCCAUCUUGUGUUUCUCCACCGACAAGCUGCAGGCCUUCCUCAAGGAGAGACAGGUGAAACGAGACCAGGUCCGCACCAAGCUGCAAGGCCCGUUCUUCCAUUGAUCUGCUCUUCCAGUAGACUGUUAUGAAAUACAUGAACUGGACUUGGAUGUCUCUUCAUAGCCCAGAUCCUGGUCACAAAUAUGUGAUGUCUUACAAAUGUUAACCUAAAAUGGAAACUGGUCAAAUGUGUAUGUAUUAAUGGCUGUCUAAAGUUAAGUGUUUGUCUGAAUGAGUUUGACUUUGGUUGAAUUACAGCAUCAUGAUAUCAGGGAAAUGUUUAGUUAGAUGCUUUAUGCAAAUACAGUUGCACGAGUUUGAUAACGUGAAAACAUUGUUCCUUUGAGUUUGCGGAAUUGGACAUGACAAAAGUUAAUAUUUCAUGAGCUAGAUUUGUAGAUUUUGUGAUUUAUUAGCCAAAGCGACAGAUAAGAGGGUUCAUGUGCCCAAAGCAUAGCAAGGGCCCCUACCAGCAUAAAGCUUUGUCUCACAAAGAGAGGAACGUUGAAAUCCCUAUCGGUAGAUACAUAUAGACAGAUAUUUAAAUAUACACUGUAUAGAUAUUUAGGAGUGAAUUAUUUACAAGAUUGCAAUGUUUGACAUGUUUUCAAUUGUCUUGUUAUAUUGUAUAAAUGGAGAAUAAGAUCAUGAGUAAAUCAAGCAUUUUUGAUGAUC
Messenger RNA from Oncorhynchus masou masou (cherry salmon), 15693 nucleotides. Its product is annotated as obscurin-like. The coding region runs from base 1 to 15081 and encodes 5026 amino acids. Gene Ontology annotation, biological process: protein phosphorylation. The transcript is spliced from 66 exons. Gene Ontology annotation, molecular function: guanyl-nucleotide exchange factor activity; protein binding; protein kinase activity. The record is from RefSeq and is a predicted model, not a curated record. Lineage: Eukaryota; Metazoa; Chordata; Actinopteri; Salmoniformes; Salmonidae.